Messenger RNA from Spirometra erinaceieuropaei, 4263 nucleotides. The record is from the annotation of a GenBank genome assembly. NCBI's taxonomy places the organism in Eukaryota, Metazoa, Platyhelminthes, Cestoda, Diphyllobothriidea, Diphyllobothriidae.
AUGAACAACGGUGAUGAUGGCAGCUUGUCUCCGAGGGACAGAAUACUUCUUUCGCAUAAGUUGCACUUAAGUUGUAAGGUGGUCAAUGCCCUUCUUUUCAUCUUCGCCAUAAUCUUGCUCGCUGUGGGGGCCUACAAGUUGCGUUUACUGAACACCGGCUUGGAAGAUUGUUCCCCGGCAAGCGGAGAAGACUGCAAUAACAAAAGGUAAUUUAGUUAAAAAUAUUAUGUUAGGCCGUCUCAUCAGUUGGAUAGAUUAAUGAAAAUUUCGUAUUUUUAAAUGACGAUAAUUUUUGGCUUCAUGGUAUUUUACAUUACAUGCAUGUGAUAUUUCAAGACUCUGCGCUGAUAAUUGCGAAAUAUGCAAAAUUCAUAAUUCUAUUACUUUAUUCCAGCUCUUCGUCGGCAGGACCUUAUACCAUGAUAAUCGCGGGAUGUAUCCUAAUCCUUCAUUGCGCAAUGAUAUUUGGAGUCAUGAUAGCUCUCGCCAGGGAGGCAUCAAAAUAUAUUCGACAGCUCUCCAACCAACUCCCGGUGAGACAUGCAAUUUUAUGCAGCGUCAGCGUCUUUCCCGCACACCAAAUAACUAGAUGGGUUAGCUGAUGUCACCUGAGGACGACCAGCUUUCAUUUUUUGUCUCGGUAUAAUUAAAAAAUUUUCCAUCAUCGUAGACCAGCGUCUAAGUAUCAUUGGGUUAUUUCGCGAGAAUUACUUUUUCAGCCCCAAGUACAUCAUAGAUUUCAUCUCUUUUUGACCAAACGCAUAGGCUUGCCAAGGUGUCCAUUCUAAAAGUCCUAUUGACAGGCUAGCCUUAGUAUGACAAAAAAACGCGUCCUAACAAAGAGCCCUUAAUCUGGAAUACCGCGGUAAAUAUGUUUUUGCUCGUGCGUUUGCUUACAAUAUUCUCUGAAUUAUCUUAACAAUCAAAUUGUGCCUUUAAUUAAAAUGACCAUUUUACUUCUCAUCUAGACUUACGAAGAAGCUAUACAAACUGCAGUUUACGGUGAUACGAGCAUGGAUGAUGUCUGGGCCGUGUGAUCUACAACUAGUGGUCAGGAUGGUUGACAAAACAGCGCAUUUAUUCCAUCACUGCAGUAUUUACAGGAGUCAAAGUCUUAAACUCACAUUGCCUCCCUUAGAACUUGUUACGCAUUUAUAUUACCAAUAAACAGUUUCAUAAAAAAACUGAGCUGUUUAAUUAUGUUUUAUGGAGGCAUGACAUUCAAUAUUAUUAUAGAAUCAUUUUACAGGCCGUAGGUUUGGCUAAUGCGUUUUUUAAAAAGGUUGAUUUACGCUAAAGUACGUAGCUAUUUCGCUACAGAUUACUAACUGCAGCACUUCGACAAAAACUGGAAAAGGUGGUAUUCUGCGCCAGAGUUAGGUCACUCAAACUAACUCUUAACACCGAAGCCGCAUUUUCUGUCGAAAAAUGCCAAUCUUUCAAUAAAAUGCGAUAGCUGAGGAAGAGCGAAUACUAUCCUUCGUCGCUCCUCUUAAGCUCACAGUUAGACCUCCAAUUAGAAGAUUUGUUGUAGGACUGAUUUACGAGGGAAAACUAACUAGAAAUAACCAUUCCGAUCUCUGCAAAUUUCAGUCGGCAUAUCUCGCCAAUAUCUAUCCCACAGCCAUCUAGCACAAUCGAUGUCAAAAUAGGCCAAUGUUUUUUUAAUCAAAAAAAUGAUUAAUUAAGUAGCGUUGUAAAACAAGUCAACUUGCAAAAUAAUUCUAUGAUAUUCUAGUUAUGUCAGGAUGCCGGCUGCAUACGAAUACGACACUCUGUAAAAAUCAGCACUUUAUUAGUAUGCAUUCUUCUCAUUGAUUUCCGAUGCUCCAAAAUGUCUUAUUAUAUUUCACUUAAAACAUGUAUAAAAAUAAGUAUUCUUUUGUUCAUUCGGUAGAGAAUUACGUCUUCUAAUUUUGUAUUCGAAGGUGGGCCCAAAUUCAGUUUUAAAAAGUUUUUAAUUGUGCGACUUUUAAAUAUUGUGAAAUGGCCGUUAGCAAAUAGUAAUGUAUCUGCCUUUACCAAUGUGGCUUGUAAAGUUUACAAUAUGAAUCAAAUCCACUGUUUAAUUUUAUGAAGCCUACAUAGCAUCCUUUAUUACCGUGGAGAAAUGUGUGAUUUUCCAUACGCGAACAAUAUACGGCUUGUAGUUUGGAGAGCGGGUUUAAAAUUAUUCGGGAAUUGAAAGAAUAUUUGAAAACCGAACUAUACCCUUUUUUCGAGUGUAUGAUUGGAAGAAGACGUACUUUUCUACCGAAUGAGCAAAUGCAUGAAUGCAUUUUUCCAUAAAAAAAUUUUGAAAUUUCAAGGCAUCAAAAAUCGGUGAGAAAAUAGCUCGAAAGCCGGAAUCCUGCGGUAACUGAAACACUAUAGAAUUAUGUUGCAGCUGAUUAGUUUUACAACUCUUCUUAAUUAAUCUUUUUGAAACGAAAGCACAUAUCGGAAUUUCGGUUCACAUUUCAUGAGUUAACCCGCCUGUUGUAUGUAAUCUGGUAAUCUGCGUGGUUAUCUGAAGCUGGACAGGAAAAUAAAUCUAGGAAGAUGGAAAUAACAACUUGUGAUUUUUGGCACUCCACUUUGUGUUUUCAAUAAAGAUAACUUCCAAAACCAUGCAAGCGUGAAUAUCAUCUCUUUGUAAGCAUUAUAACGUAAAGUGUAGUACAAAUAACGCAAAGGUAGCGUAGAAUUUCCAACGCAGUGAUGUUUUUCAUUCACCGCUAAUUUAGACAAAGAUGAAAAGCCACUGCCAAGCAGAGUUUUCUGACAGGGCCCUUUACCCUCUGAUGCAAAAUGUAAACCCUACAGGACAUAAGUAAUGAAAAGGGAAUAGGUAACCAUAUCUGGCAUGACGCCUAAGUACAUGUUAACUCCAGAUAUAUACGCUAAGUUCCGUGUGACUGUAAAUAUCAUUUAUUAUUCACCGUUCUCAUUGUUUAAAAUUUCGUUUCCUUUCAAACUAAAUGUAAACUUACUAACGGCGCUUAUUAAAAAUCCGUUAUUUUUUAAAUUGCUUUUCGUUUAUUCUUUUCGGUUAUCGUGCUCACUUUCUUUGCCAAAUGACAGCGUACGAUUAGACUUUCUGCAGAAAUUUAUCCAUUUUCUGUGUCUUCUUGCUCUCUGUAUCCUGUGUUUAGCCCUACUCGUAAAACCCCUCGACCACCGUUAGCCCACCUACUGUGCAUUAGGUGACAUGAACUGGGCAGAAUGCAUAAAUGUCGUAACCUUGCUCCCUCACACAGCAACUUGUCACUAAUCUAUCAGACGGCGCUUACCAUGGACUUCCUCGACUUCUGGCAUUUCAUUGUUUUCCUGAUCACCUCGGUCAAAACCCGAAGUCAUUUGUCUCCUCACUGGAACUCAAUAACAGCCACAACAAUGACAGAACUUUGAUUUUUAUCACGUAUUCUAUCAUCAUCACCCUGAUUCAAUGGCGGCAUGUUUGUGUAGUGAUGCAGUUUACAGGCCGUUUGUGUCUACUUGCGGAUCUCUUAGUCGAUAUUCCCUCACCCAAAAUGCCUUUGAUAUUUUCAAGCCUUGGUAAGCGGAUUUUUCUUACCUAACACCUAUUUUAAACCUGUCGUCGCUCAAUGUCUGGCUGCCUUCUGUGUUCUUCUUCUGAAAUCUAACUUGAAGUAAUUUUUAAUCAAAGCUGACAUAGGUCACAGCCGCGAUGCCGCUAAACGCAUAGAUUUGGCAUUACUAAACCCGAUGGUUUGGUCUCUGAUACCUUUCGGACGAUGAUCACACAAUUGGAAUAGCUUGACGCUAGCGAGCAAAACCUCCGUAUACUCUGGGCGAGUGUUGCCUGAAACCCUCAAAAUGACUCUAAUAUUUCUGAAAUACUUUUCGUCUAUAUGCAGAUUUGCCUUUUUAGCACUGUCUUUCGCAUAUUUUCCACGCAUUGAGCAAGUGCAAAGGCAGUGAGACCUUGGUAGAGGUCGGCUGCUUCUCGAAAUUGACGAAAUAAUUUUCGUGUCUUAUUUGACGGACUGACUCAAUGCUUGAAAUGUCAGCCUUCACGCUGACCGACUACAUUUUCUGUCAAUGUGGGUAUCAGACUCCACGCGAGAAUUUGCUUCUUUUUCUGCUUUUUCGCCAUUUUAUAUAUAAUUUCACCUUUUUUCCUUAAUGUAGGAACUGAACGUCUCGUCGGCACUAAUAAGGGUGGGGCCGCUUCGACUAAAGUCCACCAAAUGGCCUGGCCCCAACCGAAUACCUGCACUCGCCUUCCAGGACUCUGAACAUGCAAAAGAAAAAAAUUAA